This is a messenger RNA of Cuscuta europaea, 2115 nucleotides long. Lineage: Eukaryota; Viridiplantae; Streptophyta; Magnoliopsida; Solanales; Convolvulaceae. The record is from the annotation of a GenBank genome assembly.
GAGCAAUUGGAUUCCUUGUUUCCAUUGAAAUCAAUAUUUUAUUUCUUAUAAUCCGUACUAGACAAGUUACAUUUCGACAUACCUACAGUUACAUUACUUAUCAGCGUGAGUUACAUUUUUUUACAUGCGAGUUACACGAGAUGAUAGAAAUGAGAAAAGGGUCAAAUAAGGUCUUCUACUAUUACGAAAUAGUCACAUAAGGCCAUAUACUCAAUAAAGUGUCAUAUACGUACCUCUACUUGUAUAAAGCAAUCAAAUGAGUCCUAACGACUUAUUUAACACCUCCUAAUCCCGAUUUUAGCUUACAUUUCAAUUUUUUAACUUGUAUUUCAACCAAUCUUAGUUAAAUAUUCAACAUAUGCCGUAUAAUGUAUUCUAAAAAGAUGGUUAGAAGUACGUUGAAAUCGGGAUUAAGAGGGGUUAAAUAGGUCAUUAGGACUCAUUUGAUUGCUUUUUAGAAGUAUAUGUACUUAUAUGACACUUUAUUGAGUACAUGGCCUUAUGUGACUAUUUCAUAAUAGUAAAAGGCUUUAUUUGACCCUUUUCUCUGAUAGAAAUAAAAUAAAAAUUACUAUUCACACAUCAACCCAUUUUUUGAGGGUGGGAGCAGCAUGUCACAGUGGACUGCUCCCGCCUUAUACCAACUGCAAAUAGAAUAGACUUCAAUUCGGCUUACACUUCACAUUCACGUUCGACCCAAAUCGUAAUUGUUUUUGUUUUUUCCACUUCGUUUGCUUCCUUCCGCUUUGAAUGGUCUCCGUCUUUCUAGAACUCUGACCUUCCAGGAAAUGGAAUAACAGAAAAAUCACAGGAAAGAGUUAAAGAUUUCAAGGAGGGUGGUCAUUUGCGCAAUUAAGGAGUUAGAGCUUAGAAAGUGGUUAUGGGGAAGCCUCAUCGGUUCCCAGGCGUGAGCGAAGAGGUGCAGAAGCUUGUGGAUGCGGAUAUGGACUUCGUCGAUGCCAGACGUCGUGCGCGCGAAGCUUUUAAGCAUAUUCAGCUCUCAGUCGAUCAUGUUUUGUUUAAGACACCUUCUGAUGGAUUAAAGAUGGAAGAGUCUUAUGAGGUCAACUCUAGAGGAUUAGAGGUUUUCUGCAAAAGUUGGCUCCCAGAGACAAUUUCCCCCAAAGCAGUGAUUUGCUUUUGUCACGGUUAUGGAGAUACUUGCGCAUUUUUCUUUGAAGGGGUUGCCAGGAAGUUGGCGAGCGUUGGAUAUGGUGUGUUUGCCAUGGACUAUCCUGGAUUUGGUCUUUCUGAAGGUCUACAUGGCUACAUACCAAGUUUUGACAACCUAGUUGAUGAUGUCAUUGAGCAUUACUCGAAAGUUAAAGAGAACCCCAAACUACGUAGUCUGCCCAGCUUCCUUUAUGGAGAAUCAAUGGGUGGAGCAGUAGCUCUGAAGGUGCACCUGAAGCAACCCGAUUCAUGGAACGGUGCUAUUCUUUCGGCACCUAUGUGCAAAAUCGACAAGAACUUGGUUCCACCAUGGUUGUUAACGCAAGUUUUGAUUGGUGUAGCAAAAUUUCUACCAAAGCAUAAGCUUGUCCCUCUAAAUAAUUUGGGUGAUUUGGCAUUUAGGGAAGCAAGUAAAAGGCAACAGGCAGCAUAUAAUAUCACUGCUUAUAGGCAUAAACCACGUUUGAGGACGGCCCUGGAAUUACUGAAGACUACCAAAGAGAUAGAGGAAUCACUAGAAAAGGUGUCGUUACCGCUGUUAAUCUUGCAUGGAAAGAAAGAUGUGUUGACUGAUCCAUCAGUAAGUGAAGCAUUGUAUGAGAAGGCAAGCAGUGGUGACAAGACGUUCAACCUAUACGAGGAAUCAUACCAUUGCCUGCUUGAGGGUGAGCCAGAUGAUAUGAUCCACAAAGUCUUCAAUGACAUGAUUUCUUGGCUUGGUGACCGUAGCACUACUACAGGUUAACCAUGCACCUUUCUUGCUCACUUUUCCAGUAGUGGAAAGACAAAAUCGAGGAAAGAAGCGAAGACAAAUUUUUUGUUGUACAAUAUGUAUUGUUUGAUUGGAAGUUCAAAUAAAUAUUCAUAGGUGGAAGUGAACUUUGGUAGCGCACACGAGAUAAUGUCAUUUUUCAUAUAAAAAAUUGUUAUGUUAGGUUAAUU